AUGUCGCCGAAGAUGGUGGACGAGGCGGGCGAGAUUCUGCGGAUCCUCGGUCGCGACUGGCGGGAACUGGUCGCAGGCAGUGAAGGGUAUCUGACAGAUGAGAAAAGAGCGGGACUGCACCGACACAACAUCGUCUGGGGCGAGCAGGACUCGAUGGGCCACGUCAACAACGUCAUGUACGUACGGUUCGCGGAGAGCGCGCGGUGCAACUGGAUUCUCAACUACAGCCAGCACCUCGAUCCGACGCACCAGCGGCAGUGGAGAGAGCUGCUGACCUCUCGCGGCAUCGGGCUGAUCCUCAAGAGCAUCACCGUCGACUUCAAGUUCCCCAUGACCUGGCCCGACCGGAUCUCUGUCUACCACAAGCUUCGGUCACGGCCGGACGAAGCCACCGAGUCCCUCGUGCUGGACGUCCUGAUCAUUUCGGAGCUCCGUCAGCGGCCCGCCGCGCGGUGCCUGGAGGAGUCCGUCGUCUAUGACUAUAGAACCGCAAAGAAAAGCACUCUCGAGCCCUUCAUGCUGCACCAGCUGAGAAACACGUUCGACCUGCAAGAGGCUGCGAAGAAGGAGAGCCAUGCAAAGGUGCAGCACAUUGAACAACGGGUCCGCCAUCUUGAAACCCAGACUUGGGAUAGACCAGAUGCGAAGGAAGACUUUGGUAGUGCCCAAGUCCCAUAA
Molecule: messenger RNA, 678 nt
Organism: Capronia epimyces CBS 606.96
Lineage: Eukaryota; Fungi; Ascomycota; Eurotiomycetes; Chaetothyriales; Herpotrichiellaceae
Exons: 1
Coding region: 1-678 (225 amino acids)
Molecular function (GO): fatty acyl-CoA hydrolase activity
Source: RefSeq, a predicted model, not a curated record